This is a messenger RNA of Pseudopodoces humilis (Tibetan ground-tit), 1825 nucleotides long. The record is from RefSeq and is a predicted model, not a curated record. NCBI's taxonomy places the organism in Eukaryota, Metazoa, Chordata, Aves, Passeriformes, Paridae.
AGCAGGAGCUCGCCAGGAGAGGGAAAAAUGGGAUUUUGGGAGGAAUUCCGUGCACGGAGCGAGGCCGUGGCCGCCCCUUCCCGGAGGAAUUCUGCUGCGGGAGGGUUCUGGCGCCGGUGACGAGCGAUGGGGUAUGAUGUGGCUCGCUUCCAGGGGGACGUUGACGAGGACCUGAUCUGCCCCAUCUGCAGCGGGGUCCUGGAGGAGCCGGUGCAGGCCCCGCACUGCGAGCACGCCUUCUGCAAUGCCUGCAUCACGCAGUGGUUCUCGCAGCAGCAGACGUGCCCCGUGGACCGCAGCGUGGUGACGGUGGCCCACCUGCGCCCGGUGCCGCGGAUCAUGCGGAACAUGCUCUCCAAGCUGCAGAUCACCUGCGACAACGCCGUCUUCGGCUGCACGGCCGUCGUGCGCCUCGACAACCUCAUGGCACACCUCAACGACUGCGAGCACAACCCCAAGCGCCCGGUCACCUGCGAGCAGGGAUGCGGCUUGGAGAUGCCCAAGGAUGAGCUGCCCAACCACAACUGCAUCAAGCACCUGCGCUCGGUGGUGCAGCAGCAGCAGACCCGGAUCGCCGAGCUGGAGAAGACCUCGGCCGAGCACAAACACCAGCUGGCCGAGCAGAAGAGGGACAUUCAGCUGCUCAAGGCCUACAUGAGGGCGAUCCGCAGCGUCAACCCCAACCUGCAGAACCUGGAGGAGACCAUCGAGUACAACGAGAUCCUGGAGUGGGUGAACUCGCUGCAGCCGGCGCGGGUGACGCGCUGGGGCGGCAUGAUCUCCACGCCGGACGCGGUGCUGCAGGCGGUCAUCAAGCGCUCGCUGGUGGAGAGCGGCUGCCCGGCGUCCAUCACCAACGAGCUGAUCGAGAACGCCCACGAGCGCAACUGGCCGCAGGGGCUGGCCACGCUGGAGACGCGCCAGAUGAACCGGCGCUACUACGAGAACUACGUGGCCAAGCGCAUCCCCGGCAAGCAGGCCGUGGUGGUGAUGGCCUGCGAGAACCAGCACAUGGGCGAGGACAUGGUGCUGGAGCCGGGGCUCGUCAUGAUUUUCGCUCACGGCGUGGAGGAGAUCUGAUAAGAGCAACGGGUCUCGGAGCCGCGGGGAUGGCCUGGACUCGGGUUUUAGGGUUCUCCGCUUGACUGGAGUUGUUUGAAAGCCGUCUCGGCUCCUUCUCUGUUUCAAGGAGAGAGGGGGAGCGGGGGCUCCACGCACUGCCAGACCCUCUCGGGGGUCCCCCCCCAAAUCCUGCCUCACACCCGGUGCCCCCACCCAGGACAGCUCCGUCUCCUCGUCCCCUCUGGGAUUUCCACCUCGCUCGGCGUCCCCAAGUGGGGUGCUGGUGGUGUCACCGACCCUGGAGUGAGGGGUCCUUGGCCUUGGGGACCCUCCUGUCCCCCCUCGCUUCGUGCAUGCCCCAUUCCCUGGCCCCGGGAGCCACCGGAUCCCCCCGGGCAUCUCCCACCUCCUCCCAAUCCGUGUUUGGCUCUGCUUUCUCCGCCCUCGGUGUUACUUUUCCAGACACUCGUGAUUGUGGUUCUGUAUUUUUUUUAUUUUAUUUUUUUUUUUAAUAUACUUUUAUUUUUUUUUCCUUGAUCUUUUCUCAUUUUUACUCCCCCUUUUUGAUUUUCCGAGUACCGUGGGCAGGCGCCUCUGGCCUGGGUCCCUGGGACUCGUUGGGAAUUUAAUUUAUUUACAUUUAUUUUGUUGGAAUUUAUUUUUUUUUUUUUUUUACCAUUGUUUCUCCUCCAGUGCCGGUCCCUGUGGAUCCGGCAGGAGGCAGGGAUUGAAGUGAUCAAUAAACAGAAUUCUGGUUGCUUUA